Podarcis lilfordi (Lilford's wall lizard) is the source of this 11205-nucleotide messenger RNA. The record is from the annotation of a GenBank genome assembly. Lineage: Eukaryota; Metazoa; Chordata; Lepidosauria; Squamata; Lacertidae.
AUGGAAGAUGCAGGAGAACCCCUGGAAGAUGCCCUCCUCUUUGCCCUGGACAACCUCUCUGAGGAGAACUUCAAGAGGUUCAAGAACAAGCUCUGCUUCCUGAAGAUGGAGGGCAGAGCCAAAAUCCCCCGGAACAAGCUAGAAAGCGCAGACACAAUGGAUACUGUCUGGCUCCUCUUGGAUGCCUAUGGCCAGGAUGGGGCCUGGGAAGUGGCCGUGGCCAUCCUCAAGGCAGUCAGCUUGCGGGAUUCGGCCACCAGGCUCCAGAAAUGGAAACGGAACGGUAAGAGACUUGCACUCUGCUUACUAAGGUUGCAUGGGGUGAAACGUUCAACAACUUUGGGCCAUCUCCCCUCAUUUUAUUAAAAUUGAGCCCCCCCAAAAUAGGGAGGGGGUCUUAUACAUGGGAGCAUCUUAUAGACAGAAAUAGAGAAAGGGUGGAGAAAUAGGAACAACAAUACAUAUGUGGUGGAGGUGUGAGGAAAUUAAGAAAUUUUGGGUAGUAGUACAUGAAGAACUAAAGAAGAUGUUGAAAAUAUCAAUAACAAAGAAACCAGAGACAUAUCUCCUUGGAUUGAUAGACGAAGAGAUACCACGGGGGUGGGGAUUUUUCUAUAUGCAAGUACAGCUGCUAGAAUAGUGAUUGCUGCUAGGUGGAAGUCACAAACUAUACCCACAAAGGAGGAAUGGAUUUGUAAACUAAAUGAACAUUUAAUUUUGGCAAAAUUAACUGCUGUAAUAAGAAACCAGUUGAAUCAAAAAUUGAAAAAGGAGUGGAAAUGUUUUGAUGACUAUAUGGCAAAAUAUUGCUCAAAAAAAAAGACACGCUAAUAUGCCUAGUUUAAAAUGUGAAGUACUGGAUGGAAGAAAAAUUAGCAAGGAAAGAUAAUAAGAACAUAUAGAUGAUUUGAGAAGAUUGUAGAAUGCAAAGGUUAUUGUAAAUUGUAUAAUGUGGAGGAAAUUGAGUGGGGGCGGAGGGAAGUGGGAGGAAGGAAAAAAGAAGAAUACGAUGGAUUGAGGAAAUAUAAAUGUAAAUGUACGGGGGGAUGGGGAGGAAAUGGUGUUGGCUUUGAUACAUCUGUAUUGUAAUGUAAUAGGUGAAAACCAAUAAAUAAAUAAAUAGAAAAAGAUGGCACUUGCUAAUAAAACAACUUAUUUCCCCAUGCUGUGGCCCCUCCCCUGACACCGCUCUCAUUGUGUGAUUACAUUAGAUCGCAGGAAGAAAUAUAAAAGCUGUAUCCAAGAGAACUUCGGGGGCAUUCCUGAAUGUGACUCCCCUUCUUCCGGCCAAGUGGUGAGCCUCCCCCAAAGAUAUACAGAGUUGCUCUUCUGCAGGAAACGGGAUCCUCAACAGAGAACCCAGGAGGUUGCAUCCAUGGAGAGGAAGCAACGAGAGUUGGAGGUUCACCAAGGAGACGGGCCAGAAGAAGUCAGCAUGGAGAAUUUGUUUGGUCCAGACGCUCAGGGGGAAAGCUCCAGAACCGUUGUGCUGCUUGGUCCCGCUGGGGUGGGGAAGACCACAGCCCUUUGGAAGAUAAUGCUGGACUGGGCAUCUGGCAAGUUCUGGCAGGAGAGGUUCCAGCAUGUCUUUUACAUCUCCUGCAAAGCAGUGAAGUAUGGCAAGGGACCCAUGACCAUAGCUGAGCUGGUACUCAGCAGCUGCCCUCCAGGAACUCUCCUAGCAGAGGAUGCCUUCAUGAACCAAGACAGCAUCCUCAUCCUCAUCGACGGCUUUGAUGAGCUGGAGACCAGCAGGCUUCCAGGUGACGUUACGUGUAGCGACCCCCACAAAAAGCAGGCUGCCGUGUCUUUGAUGAUGGGUCUACUCAGGAGGAGGCUCCUUCCCAAGUGCCAUCUCAUUGUGGCCACGAGGCCCGUGGCUUUGGGGGCACUACUGCCAUGCCUGAGGUCUCCAUGGUUGGUGGAAGUGUUGGGAUUUCGACCGGCUCAGAGGGAGGAAUAUUUCCAACGCUUCUUUGAGACCAAGGAAGACGCCACUCGUGCCUUUGAAAUUGUGAGAAGGAAUGAAACUCUGUUCAGCUUAUGCGUCCUCCCUGCUCUGUGCUGGAUUUUCUGCACCGCCUUCAGGCGGAAACCCCAAAAGGAUCUCCUUAAUGCUAUCCCGGAGACUGCGACCGUCACGGAAAUCCACCUGCAUCUCCUCUUUAGCUUCUUGGGUUGCAACCCAAAGCUGAGCAACUUGAAAGGUCUCUGCUCCUUAGCCAAGGAUGGUGUUCUCCAUAAGAAGGCGAGCUUUGGCGAAGAAGAGUUGAAAGAACAUUGUGUGGGCUGUUCGGACUCAGAAACCCUUUCUGUCCUCCGGAAAGAUGUCCAUGCGGCAAUAACUUACAGCUUUGUUCACUUAAGUUUCCAGGAAUUAUUUGCAGCCUUGUUCUACCUGCUGGACACAGAUGGGGACUCAUCAUUCAGGAUCCUGAACGAGGGACUGGGAAACAAGAAAGAGGGCAGAGGCAACUCUUUCACGCUGGUGCGUUUCCUCUUUGGCCUCUCCAACGCAAAGAGGAUGGACCUCCUGCAAGAAGCAUGGGGCUGCCAGAUGUCCAGGACCAGGCUCUGGCAGGAGAUGCUGAGCUGGGUGGACCAGGAAGCAACACGUCAGUCCUUUGGGAGAGGGGAGCAACUCCUGGAGCUCUGCCACUGCGUAUACGAGACGGAGGACCCUCAGUUUGCCGAGAGCAUCCUGAGACACGUCCAUGACUUGGACCUCCGAGACUUGCUCUUCUCCAAGCUGGAUUUUGCUGCUCUUUCAUUUUGUCUAACAGCUUCUCUGUCUCUCUGCUCGCUUCGGCUCUCUGGCUACAAGUUGGGGCCCACAGCAUUCCGCCAGCUCUUGCCAGGACUGCUGAAGCCCUCGGAGAUCCAGUAAGUGCAUCUGAAAGACCCACCAGUGAUCCUUGUUGGGUCAGUGGGACUUAAGUAGGGUGGCCUUCUGUCCAGAAUAGGGGCUCACCUCGUGGCUCAGUGAGUUUAGCCACCCAGGGCUCAAAUCAGAGGGACGGCCCUACCAUUGAGCAGAGUGAGGCAACUGCUUCAGGUGGCAGAAGCUUGGGAGACGGGAAGCAACGGCUACUGUUUUACAAGGCUACAGUGGGCCACUAUUUCGGCUGAAGUUGCAGGGAGUCAGAGAUGGGGCUUGCGGUUUCCGUUAGCAGCCUUUCCCCUUCACAACUGAACCAUGACUGGAUAGUUCAGUUGGUUAGAGUAAGGUUACCAUAUUUUUUUCAAUAAAUCCACGGACACUAUAAAUCAAUCAAUCAAUCAAUCAAUCAAUCUACAUGUUCAGGAUGUUGAUGCUGCAGUGAUGGCGGUGGCAGAGGGGCGCCACCGCCUUGACCUCAACCGCCACGUUUCCCCUUCCUCUGAGGCUUCUAUCUCCUUUCUCCAUGAACCUGGGCAGCCCCUGAGUUGUUGGUUCUUCGGUGGUGGUGGUGUGGAAGCAGUGCGUGGUGGGUCAGGCAUGGAAUGCGGAGAAGGAGGGCUGAGAGCGGCGGCGGAGGAGAGGCUCAAGCAGCGCAAUGCCUCCCUUUUCAUUGGAGCAGCCCCAAUUCCAUUCCUACUUGCGUGCAAGCAGGAGGGGACGGGGAUCUCUCAGCUGGGAAGGGAGGCUUCCCGUUGCCUAACUGAGAGAUCCCCACCCCGCUCCUGCUUGCACGCAACUAGGAGUUGGGAGGCUGCUCUGAUAGGCAGCAUGAAGCCUCCCUUCACAGCUUAGUUGCUGGGGUCAGGGAAGGUGGAGGCAGCCCAGAAGCUGCAUCUUAGAGCCCCUGCACCACCAUCAUAUGGGGACUUCCGAGCUGCUCCUGAAGCCAGCCAGAGCCAACUGCUCCGGGCUCCUGAGACUGCCGCUGCUGCAUUUCCCGGGGACAUUAGAUGAAAUCCGGGGACAUUCCGGGGAUGGAAUUUGUCCGGGGACUUAUUUGCAAAUCUGGGGACUGUCCCCAGGAAAAGGGAACGCCUGGUAACCCUAGGUUAGAGCGUGGUGCUGAUAAUGCCAAGGUUGUAGGUUCGAUCCCUGUAUGGGACAGGUGCAUAUUCCUGCAUCACAGGGGGCUCGGCUAGAUGGUCCUCAGGGUCCCUUCCAACUCUACAAACAUAUGAUUCUAUGGCUGGCUGCCCCAAAACAGAGGCCCUUGCGAGGAGAGAAGGCUCCCUGCUCCAUCAAACCAGAAAACUAAAGACCACUUCCAAAGGUUUAUAUUGACUUGUGGAUCACUAAAUGGGAACAUUUUACGGAUGUAUACUGAUACCGUUUGCCCUUUGUCCUAAUCCUCCUGCUUUCGGUUUUCUCCAGGCUGAACCGCUGUGGGCUCCUAUCUGCUGCAGGCCAAGAUCUUUCCUCUGUCGUGGCGGCUAAUCAGUGUCUGAUCGGUCUGGAUCUGGGUGAAAAUCCACUGGGCGAUUUGGGUGUGAUCCACUUAUGCCAUGGGCUUCUCGAUCCACACUGUCAACUCCAGAGGCUCCGGUACGUGGCUCCCUCUUCUCCAGCAUUAAAAUAAAGACCCCAGACACGCCCUUCCUUUGAUGCUGAGGCCGCACAUAGCAUCAUUCCUAGUCAUGGAUAGCUUUAUGCUUUGUGAAUUUAUUUCAUCCCCUUUUAAAGCCAACUUGGCGGCCAUCGUUGCACCUCUUCCUGGUAGCGAUGAAUGUGAAACGCAGAAGCAUGAACGUUUUUGCAGUGCCUCUGCCUGCCUCGCCCGCAAUAACAAGAAGGAAGUGCUCACUCUUACAGUGUAUCCUAUGGAACUAAUUGCCACAGGAUCUUGUGGUGGCUCUUUGUAUAUAUGGCUCUUUGUAUAUAUAUGGCUCUUUUGUAUAUAUGGGUGUAACAUGUGUGUAACGUGUGUAACCUGGCGUGCUCUGGUCCAUGGGGUCACGAAGAGUCGGACACGACUAAACAACAACAUGUGGUAUUAUAAAUACAUGGGAUACAGUUCUAGCAGGUGCUCAAUAAUAAUCUAAUAAUAACAAUUAAUUAUUUAUACCCCACCCAUCUGACUAGGUCUCCCCAGACACUCUGGGCAGCUUCCAACUGAAUAUUAAAAACAAUACAGCAUCAGACAUUAAAAACUUCCCUAAACAGGGCCGCCUUCAGAUGUCUUUUAAAAGUAAAAUUGUUGUUUAUUGCCUUGAGAUCUGCUGGGAGGGCGUUCCACAGGGCAGGCACCACUACCGAGAAGGCCCUCUACCUGGUUCCCUGUAACCUCACUUCUCGCAAUGAGGGAACCGCCAGAAGGCCCUUGGAUCUGGACCUCAGUGUCCGGGCUGAACGAUGGGGGUGGAGACGCUCCUUCAGGUAUACUGGGCAUUUAGGGCUUUAAAGGUCAGCACCAACAUUCAAACCACAUCACACCAUUUCAGUAUCCUUAGAACCAGUCAGUAUUGGGAGUGUCAGGCGUGGAGAGUCCGACCCUCCCUUCGGUAACUUCACAGAUAAGAAUUAGCAAGCAGUUGAUAGAUUUAUAGUCCUUUCGAUGCACAUAGAGACCUAUAAGCUCAGCUAACUAGCCAGGUUAGAGGCCUUGUGCCUUAUCUUAGGAGCAGCUUUACUCCCAAGGUUGCAAACACAUUUCUAAGCGUCUACAUUCGAAAAGGAGACGUGCCCUGCUGUUCUGAGAUGUACCUUCAAAUGUGCUAAUCCUCUCAGGUAGAAAGGAAUGCAAAGAAAUCACGUGUGGCAGGGGUUGCUUAGAAAGAGAGUCCUUUGUUUCCUUGCCUAAUGAAUAUGCAAUGAAGGAAAGACCAUGUUGUUGUUUAGUCAUUUAGUCAUUUUCGACUCUUCGUGAUCCCCUGGACCAGAGCACGCCAGGCACUCCUGUCUUCCACUGCCUCCUGCAGUUUGGUCAAACUCAUGCUGGUAGCUUUGAGAACACUGUCCCACCAUCUCGUCCUCUGUCGUCCCCUUCUCCUUGUGUCCUCCAUCUUUCCCAACAUCAGGGUCUUUUCCAGGGAGCCGUCUCUUCUCAUGAGGUGGCCAAAGGAUUGGAGCCUCAGCUUCAGGAUCUGUCCUUCCAGUGAGCACUCAGGGCUGAUUUCCUUCAGAAUGGAGAGGUUUGAUCUUCUUGCAGUCCAUGGGACUCUCAGGAGUCUCCUCCAGCACCAUAAUUCAAAAGCAUCCAUUCUUUGGCCAUCAGCCUUCUUUAUGGUCCAGCUCUCACUUGCAUAGUAUAAUUAGUAUUGUAACUUUAGAUUGGAGGAAGUUUAUGCACUUUUAUUACAGCAUCAUGUUGCAAGCAGAAAUGCACAGCUUUCUGCAAGGAGUGCAGUCUAAUCUUCCUUCCAACUUCCGCAGCAUUUUAGGCAGCAACAGGACGUUCCUCCCUCCCUCUGACUCCUUUGCUCUCUGAUACAUUUGGACCUCCCAGUCCGAGGGGAGGGGGGUCCCUCACAGUCUCAAGUGACAUCUCAACUAUCUGCCCCCUAUCCCCUUAGCGGAAUCAACAAACAUAGGUAACAUUAAAUUCACAGAUCACGCCCCAAUAGUAGUCACCAUUGAAAUAGGAGAGGGAACACAAAUCACCCCAUCAUGGCCCUCCAGCCCCAUCCUAACUACAAACAAACAAAUUAGAGAGAGUCUCACAAAAACUCUACAAAACUACUUCAAGGAAAAUGAUGUAGACAAUAUAACAACCUAUGGGAUGAAGUGAAAGUGGUCACCAGAGGAGCUUGCAUAAAAGAGAAAGCAUUCCUUAAAAAAAAAAAAAACCUCAAGAAUUAACAAACUAGAACAAGACAACUAUCUGCCCCCUCCCUUCUGGUUCUGUUGUCAUUAUCUCGUAAGUGGGUAACUUCCCUCCUAAGCUGUUCAGCUCCUGUCUCUCCCUCUGCUUCUGAACAUGCUGUGGAUAAAGGGGAGGGCGACUAGUCCCCCUCCAGCUCUCCGUCAGAUAGAAGCUGGUCUCCCAUGGAAUGUAUUCCCCAGUCCUUGUCUUCAGAACAUUCCCUGACAGGGAGCUUGAUAUGAUUAGCCCCAUAUUAUAGAUGAAGGGACUGAAGUCAGUUUCUGCCAAGAUACUCAGUAAGUUCACACUUGGAAGUGAAAUUUGGACUGAGGAUUCCUCUGCUCGCAGCAAAUGAUCAUAACCACUUGUAGCUUUCACGAGAACAUCGCUCUGAUCACCAAAAUCGCGGCAUCUGCUGCUGCAAACGGUAUGUCUCUGGCUACCAGAUGUCGGGGAAGUAGCCCUGUGAUGGAGAUAUCCACAUCCCGCUGUUAUCUGAUUUCAUUUAUUUUAUUCCGUUUAUGAUUGCUCCCCAUAAAAUAUCUCAAAGCAGUUUCACAACAGAAACAACCAGCAAUAAAAACAAUGACACCAUUUCGUUGAUGAAAACCAUGAUCAUUUGUUAUUUAAAAAAACCAUCCAAAGCACUUUCAUAUGUAGAAACAAUUUCAAUGGUUAUGUGGAUGUUAGCAUCACAUGACUGCCUGUGAAUUUAUCUACGGCACGUGGCUGGCUGUCUUCAGAAGACUCAAUGCCAAUAUCCAAAACUUCCCCAUGGGUAUUCAGGGUAGAGGAGAUCACAUACCAAAGCCUCUCAUCAGCUUUGUGCUUCUUGAAAGAUGGGAGGAAAAGGUUACGGUCACAUCCCAGCCUGGCGCUGUGAGCGCCUAUCCCAGCUGCAAAGCCCCUUUCUGGAGCUCAUUUCCACCUCCAUCUCCUGCAGGCUACAUUGCUGCAACCUGACAGCUGGCGCAUGUGAGCCCCUUUCAGAGGUCCUGGCAUCCAAGCCGUCUCUCUCUGAGCUGGAUCUGGGAGAGAACAACCUGGGCGAUGAGGGGAUCAGGAAGCUGUGCGAGGGGCUGAAGCACCCACAAUCCAGGUUGCAAAGACUCACGUAAGUGGCUUCUUCAUCUCUGCUAAUUCCCCCUCCUCCAAGAGCUCUUCUUGCCAUUCCACAACUGUGCCCUGCAAAAAUCCGAUCUGCACGUAACAAAUUUCAUAGAAUUGUAGAAUUGUAAGGGACCACAAGGGACGUGGGUGGCGCUGUGGUCUAAACCACAGAGCCUAGGGCUUGCGGAUCAGAAGGUCGGCGGUUCGAAUCCCCACGACGGGGUGAGCUCCUGUUGCUCGGUCCCUGCUCCUGCCGACCUAGCAGUUCGAAAGCAUGUCAAAGUGCAAGUAGAUAAAUAGGUACCGCUCCGGCGGGAAGGUAAACGGCGUUUCCUUGCGCUGCUCUGGAUCGCCAGAAGCGGCUUAGUCAUGCUGGCCACAUGACCCGGAAGCUGUAUGCCGGCUCCCUCGGCCAGUAAAGCGAGAUGAGCGGCGCAACCCCAGAGUUGGCCACAACUGGACCUAACGGUCAGGAGUCCCUUUACCUUAACCUAAGGGACUACAAGGACCAUCUAGCGCAGGCAAGUGAAGUCCAACUUCAAAUAGGUUGUGAUCUACUACCCAGUAUCAAAAACUGGCAGUGAUCUACCACACUCUCCCAUUCUCAUUAUUCAGCAAGUGUUCCUUUCUCCCACCCCUCCAAAGUCAUUUAAGUUUGUUUAAUCAGUUAAUUAAUUAAUUAAUUAAUUAAGGGAUAUUUAUUUCACAGAUACAGUAGUUUUGUUUGGAUAUAAUAAUGACAGAUCCAAAUAGUUACUAGAUGGACAAGUAACUAAACAAGUGAGAAAAGAAACUACAGUAGUACCUCAGGUUAAGUACUUAAUUCGUUCCGGAGGUCCGUUCUUAACCUGAAACUGUUCUUAACCUGAAGCAUCGCUUUAGCUAAUGGGGCCUCCUGCUGCUGCCGCACUGCCGGAGCACGAUUUCUGUUCUUAUCCUGAAGCAAAGUUCUUAACCUGAAGCACUAUUUCUGGGAUAGCGGAGUCUAUAACCUGAAGCGUAUGUAACCCGAGGUACCACUGUAUAUUUUUAUAUUAAUUUACACAGAUCUGAGAAGCCAGUUGGAGCACCCGGCUUCUCUCUCUCUCUCCCUCUCCCUAAACCAGCCUUUUCUCUCUCUGAGGAGCCAUUUAGAGUGUGCUGGGCUUCUCUCGAUAGAUAGAUUGAUCAAUCAAUUGAUUGACCAAAACCAAUCCUGCAAUUGAUAGAUCGAUCGCGAUUGACGUGUUGGGCGUGCCUGAUCCAGCCCCCUGCAAUGCAGGAAUCGUUUGCCCAACCUGGGACUCAAACCCACAGCCCUGAGAUUAAGUCUCAUGCCCUAGCAACUGAGCUAUUUGAACAAAUGAAAACGGGUGUAACCUUCAUGUAAACAUUUGAAAAAGAUCAGCCAAAAUAUAACCAAACCAAACUCUUUUUGUGUGUGGCAAUUGGGACGUUCAGAUCCAAGUUUGUUAUUUUGCCUGUGGGACAUAUUCUCUCUUCAGUUUCAUCUUUCCAGGUGUCACAAAUCCCCUUCAUCUUCCUUUGCAGGUUGCACCUUUGCGGUCUCACAGCCGGGGCGUGUGAGGAUCUGGCCUCCGUCCUGGAAUCUCACGAGAGCCUGGCGGAGCUGGGCUUAGGGGGGAACAGCCUGGGAGAUGAGGGCGCCAGGCAGCUGUGUGCCUCACUGGCGAAGCAGCACUGCAGACUCCAGAGGCUGGCGUAAGUAAUCCCCCGCCAGUCUUUCGUGCAUGUUGUUUAGAGUUCAUCAGGCAGGCGGGUGGCGCUGUGGGUUAAACCACAGAGCCUAGGGCUUGCCAGUCAGAAGGUCGGCGGUUCAAAUCCCCGCGACGGGGUGAGCUCCCGUUGCUCGGUCCCUGCUCCUGCCAACCUAGCAGUUCGAAAGCACAUCAAAGUGCAAGUAGAUAAAUAGGUACCACUCCGGCGGGAAGGAAAACGGCGUUUCGGUGCGCUGCUCUGGUUCGCCAGAAGCGGCUUAGUCAUGCUGGCCACAUGACCCGGAAGCUGUCUGUGGACAAACACCAGCUCCCUCAGCCUAUAGAGCAAGAUGAGCACGCAACCCCAGAGUUGUCCGCGACUGGACCUAAAGGUCAGGGGUCCCUUUCCCUUUCCCUUUAGAGUUCAUAGUCAUUCAUGCUCAAAAGGACAAUCUUAAGUUCUCCAAAUUUCCCCCUCAGUUUGUGAUGUCACUCAAGUGAGUUGUCUCUCCUGCCCUUCUUAUCAUCGGCACACCCUGGUAGCCUCCAGGUUGUCAGUAUUAUUAUUGGGGAGGGUGUGGGGAGCGUGUCUUCAAGCACAUAUCAGAAAUUUAGGUCUGCACAAUUAAAGUGGAUUAAAGCACUGUGAGACAGGGAAACGCACUGAGGAGCCGGCGUUUGUCCACAGACACGUUUUUUGUUUUGUUUUUUAAAUGAUAUUUAUUAACGUUUCACAAAGAAAAAAUCACAUCAACAAAAAAGAAAAAUUCAAGAAUAUAAAGAAAAGUACACAAUACAAAAUACAAAAAGACAGCAGCUUCCACAGACAGCUUCCGGGUCAUGUGGCCAGCAUGACUAAGCCGCUUCUGGCGAACCAGAGCAGCGCACGGAAACGCUGUUUACCUUCCCGCCAGAGCGGUGCCUAUUUAUCUACUUGCACUUUGACAUGCUUUUGAACUGCUAGGUUGGUAGGAGCAGGGACCAAGCAAUGGGAGCUCACCCCGUCGUGGGGAUUUGAAUCGCCAACCUUCUGAUCGGCAAGUCCUAGGCUCUGUGGUUUAACCCACAGCGCCACCCGCAUCCCUCAGCACCAAAUAGAGAAGUCCUAAACAGUUGGAGUGGUUAUGGGAGAGAGUUAGGACCAUAGCUGUCAACAUUUCCCUUUUUAAAGGGAAAUUCCCUUAUUCCAAAUAGGAUUCUUCGUAAGAAAAGGGAAAAGUUGACAGCUAUGGUUAGGACCUGAAGGCCUUGGAAUGGACUCGAGGCUGUUCGUAAACUAGGUCUCUGCUGUGUUCUGGGGAGAGAAAAUGGGCUCCCAGGAAACUGUUCCCUGCAGUUUCUGGCAUCAGCUUAGAGGCUUCCAGGUCUCAGUCAAACUAGCCAGUUGGCAUCAGCUUUGGCAGCCAUGAUCCUCUUUGCCUGAAAGCUUCGCCAAGUGGAUGACCCCACUAGAGAUUUGCAAGCAGACUUUUCCCUCUUGGGGGAGCCUCCUUUCUGACGAUGCGGUUUUUCUCCUCCUUCCUCCUUCCAGACUUACAAUGUGGACCCUAAAUCGCAUCACCCAGAAAAAACUGCAGGCAGCUCAGGCUGCACGCCCUCAGCUGAUCCUGACCUCCUAUUAUCCACCCGGCUGUGCCGCCUUCCCAGGGGACGAGUAA